Messenger RNA from Aethina tumida (small hive beetle), 1191 nucleotides. RefSeq names its product nucleosome assembly protein 1-like 1-B. The transcript is spliced from 3 exons. The record is from RefSeq and is a predicted model, not a curated record. Gene Ontology annotation, molecular function: histone binding; chromatin binding. Lineage: Eukaryota; Metazoa; Arthropoda; Insecta; Coleoptera; Nitidulidae. Bases 97 to 1095 code for a protein of 332 amino acids. Gene Ontology annotation, cellular component: chromatin; nucleus. Gene Ontology annotation, biological process: nucleosome assembly.
UACUUUUUUAAAAAUGUAUAUUAAAUCUAGAUAAGUAGGCGAGGUAUCUGGAUUCUCCAUAGAAACGAAAUACACAUUAUUCAGUAAUUAUUAAUAAUGUCUAAUAAAGAGGAGUGCCCCAUUUUUAAAGUCGACGAUAUUGAUCUAGGCGACAGUGACCAAAAUAAGGAUCAUGAACUCGUUGGAAUCUUAAAAAGACGUAUCAACGCUCUCAAAAAGAUUGAUUACAAUUUCGCGAAGAUUAAGGCCCAACAUUUUAAGGACUCCUAUUCUCUGGACUGCAAAUACCAUAAUUUGUAUACCCCCUUCUUUGAAAAACGUGCCGCUAUUGUUAAAGGGGAAUAUGAUCCUACCGAAGAAGAGGCCGAUUGGCCCUAUGAGCCUGAGACAAACUUGAUAGAAGAGUUGGAAAGAAUGAUUUAUGCUAAGGGUAUUGAUAAAAAUGUUAGAGGCAUCACUGAUUUCUGGCUGACCAUCUUUAUGAAAGUUGAAGUUUUGAGAGAUAUGGUACAACCACACGAUGCACCUAUUCUCAAACAUUUGAUUGAUAUUAGGCUAAUCAUUAAGGAAGAACCAAUGAGUUUCAUUCUUGAAUUUCAUUUCACGCCAAACGAAUUCUUUACAAACACUGUCCUUACCAAAGAAUAUUUAAUGAAAUACGAUCCAGAUGAAAAUCCAUCUAAAUUUAAGGGACCCCAGUUGUCAAAAUGCUUAGGCUGUAAUAUCAACUGGGCACCAAACAAAAACGUAACAAUUAAGAUUGUUCAGAGGAAACAGAAAAAUGCAACUUCUGAUCAAACGGUUGAAAAGACCGUUAAAAAUUGUUCGUUUUUCAACUUUUUUACGCCACCCACGAUGCCAGAAAAAUCUGAACUUGAAGAUGGUAUCAAGGAGGAAUUGGCGAAUUAUCUCACUGAUGAUUUCAAAAUUGGUCUUCUCAUGAAGAACCGUAUCAUACCAAGAGCAGUGUACUUUUAUACUGGCGAAGGAAUUGACGACGACUUUGAAGAAGAAGAAUACGACGAGAACGAAGAUGAAGAAAAAAUAUCUGAAUCGGAAGUAGAUAAACCGAAUUUUAAUUGUACAAUACUGUAAAUUAUUUGUAAUUUAAAUUACCUUUAUUCUGGGCGUUUUAACAAAUUCAUUGACUUGUAUACAUGUUUCUUAAGAAAUAAACAAAAAUUUUGAAUA